AUGGAGCCCCCCAGCAGCAGCUGCAUGCAGAGCGCCCCGGCGCCCGCGCCGCUCUGGGGCUGCCUGCGGGGCACCCGCGCCGAUGCCCCAGCGCUGGCGGAGCCCCACGGCGGCAGCCCCGGCCUGCUGGGCGCCUACGAGCUGCCGCGCGACGCUCCGGACCGCACCGAGCCAAAGGCGAACAGGAGGAGAAAGGAAAACGCAGAAAACCAGAACUCAAGCAACAAGCCAGAAACAAGCAGCAAAUCACGGAAGGAAAGGACAGCUUUCACUAAGGAGCAGCUACGGGAGCUGGAAGCCGAAUUUGCCCACCAUAAUUAUCUGACAAGGCUCAGGAGAUACGAGAUAGCUGUAAACCUGGAUCUCACGGAGAGACAAGUGAAAGUGUGGUUUCAGAACAGAAGAAUGAAGUGGAAGCGCGUUAAGGGCGGGCAGCCAGCGUCCCCCCAGGACCAGGACGCAGACGAUGCGGACUCUGCUGCCUCUCCCAGCUCCGAAUAG
Molecule: messenger RNA, 501 nt
Organism: Tinamus guttatus (white-throated tinamou)
Lineage: Eukaryota; Metazoa; Chordata; Aves; Tinamiformes; Tinamidae
Source: RefSeq, a predicted model, not a curated record